UGCGAGAUAUAGUACACAUCUAGUCUCUUUUCACCUUUUCUUGAAUCACAAUCUCUUUGCCUUUGGAUUUGCAUUUCUCAAGGGUUUUAAGAACUGCCACUGAUUCUCUGCCUCCGGUGCUCAGGAAUAACGAGAUAGAUCAGAAAGGCCACCAAGUGAGCUCUCUGCAUCGAGUUUGGAAUCAACAAUGGUGAGCUUAAGAAGACACACACACUUCAGACUAUGCGCUGUCUUUGCAGGAAGAACAUCACUUCCUAGGUUUUGUGACAUCAGAACUGCCCUGACUUCUAGGCAUGCAAAACCAAAGAGUGUGCAUCGGAUGCGUUCAAAUGGUUCAAAUGAUGUAAAUCAGCCAGAGAGGAAUGCGACUGCUGUAGGGGCUUCUGCGAAGGUUUUCACCGAUGCAGUGCUGGCUUUGCCUGCUUUUGCAAAUGUGGGAAGUGAGUCAGCACACUCUCUUAUACCGAGGCGGCGCUUUGAGAUUGAUGGGAGUUCUCUGGGGGCUUAUAUAUCUCAAAGCAACCAACUUAUACCCUUGCAGAGCCAAGUAAAAGACCAAGAAUCUUACACCCUUCAGCUUGACAACAAGAUAGAGAACUUGCAGACCAUGAUCAGCAAGCUAGAGGAGGAGAACACAAUGCAAACUGGUGAACUGGACACUGCAAAGGUUGAACUUGAGAAGCAGCCAGCUGACUUGGAGAUGCUUGAGUUUGACAAAUUACUUUUGCAAAUGGUUGAGGAGCUGUGCGGGAAUGUAGAGCUCAUGCAUCAAGUAGACUUGGUGAUGGGUGAGCCCAACCAAAUGUAGCUGAGGGAGAUUUUGCAAAAGGCUGAGAAGCUGCGUGAGGAUCUCAGAAGCUUCGCUUCAGCCGAUGUUGUGGAGGAUUCUGCGGCUCAAACAGACUGAGAAGACAGAGAGAAUAAGUGACUGAUAACUAAAGGCUAGUUUAGA
Molecule: messenger RNA, 952 nt
Organism: Prunus avium (sweet cherry)
Lineage: Eukaryota; Viridiplantae; Streptophyta; Magnoliopsida; Rosales; Rosaceae
Source: RefSeq, a predicted model, not a curated record